ACUAAGCAUCGGUUACCUUGUUCAGUCAAGGUUUCUCACGCGUUGAACCUUGACGCUUUUCCGCCACAUUCACGCAUUCUUACACUCAACUUACACACACUUUUCUUUCUUUAAUCCAAAAACCACUUUCCACGCAACAUCUUCACACCCUUCUCCCUUCUUCAUAUAAAACCUCACUCUUCACACACCCUUUUCCAAACCCAUCAACCAUAACAAAAUUCAAAAUCAACUUCCAAAGCUAGUCAGUCUCAAAGUUUAAAUCUUGAAAUAUGGGUGUGUUCAGUGAAGACCUCAAUCCAAUUGUGAUACGUGAAGUAUGGGCAUCGAAUAUAGAAUCUGAAUUCGAACUCAUCCGAGAGUUAAUUGAUCGCUACCCUUUUAUCUCCAUGGACACUGAGUUUCCUGGAGUGAUUUUCCGGCCGCAGGUUGAUCCUACCAAACCCUACAACCACCACACUCGCCGCCCUGCCGACCACUACCGUCUCCUCAAGACCAACGUUGACGCGCUCAACCUCAUCCAGGUCGGCCUUACACUGUCUGACUCAGCCGGCAACCUCCCUGGCGAUGCCGGAAAUCGCUUCAUCUGGGAGUUUAAUUUCCGCGACUUUGACGUGGCGCGUGAUGCUUACGCGCCGGACUCCAUCGCACUUCUCCGCCGCCAGGGGAUCGACUUCGAGCGCAACACCACCAACGGUAUUGACUCAACUCGCUUCGCGGAGCUGAUGAUGUCUUCAGGACUCGUGUGCAACGACGCCGUGAGCUGGGUCACCUUCCACAGCGCUUACGAUUUCGGGUAUUUGGUUAAGAUCCUUACCCGACAGGAUUUACCGACCCGGUUGGAGGAAUUUUUAAACGUUGUGAAAGUGUUCUUUGGAGACAACGUUUACGAUGUGAAGCACAUGAUGAGGUUCUGUGAUACACUCUACGGUGGUUUGGAUCGGGUUGCUCGGACGCUUAACGUGGACCGCGCCGUAGGGAAGUGCCACCAGGCUGGGUCAGACAGCUUACUGACCUGGCACGCGUUCCAGAAGAUUGUGGAUCUUUAUUUUGUUAAGGAUGAACACCAAAAACAUGCUGGUCUAACUUUCUGCUUUAAUGCAAAUUCAAGCUUGACUAUUAAGCAAAUUAAAGUGUUAAGCAAGCCUACUGUUGGCUAUUGCCAGAGAUAUAUUUUUGAGUUGGUGUUGCUUAGUAGAGUUAACAGAAUCCAAGGGUUCCUGCGGCUAAACUCUUGGUUAAAGUUCUUGCAAACAAAUUCUACCAGCAUGCCAUUUUUCAGACUCAUCAUAAUAUGUUUUUAAAGUAGUAUGUUGGUUGUUCAAACUGGUAUGACAUUUAGCUAUUGGUUAAGUUAAAUUAGAUUAAAAGUUUAUUAUUUGUCGCUAUUUUCAAGAUAUGUUAUGUGUAUGGAUUGUUUUCUUCACACCUGCAGCUUUCUAAUAGUGUAUUUCAUUAUCCCCUUAUUUCAAAUGGUUGUGGCACUGAGCAAAAUAUACUUGUGAUUGUUGUAUGAUCUUAAGGAAAUCUAUGUUUAUGAGUCAAAGAAUCUGCUGAUUGCAGGAGCGGACUCUGAAGUUACUUUUAAGGUUUCUUUAAAGAAUUCCUAGUUUCAUGGACUCAGAUACGAGACAAGUUGGCAUAAUAUGCAUAUGUUUUUGUUUAAUGCUUGCGUUGUUUGACCACUUACUUCCUUGAACUUUGCAACUUGUAACUUAGGUUUAUUUUUAAUUGGAUUUUAUUUUCUAAAUUUAGUACUAUCAGUUUAGCUUCCUUUUCUGAUACCACAUAAUGGUUUCUUGGA
Messenger RNA from Vigna angularis (adzuki bean), 1801 nucleotides. RefSeq names its product probable CCR4-associated factor 1 homolog 9. The coding region runs from base 270 to 1301 and encodes 343 amino acids. Gene Ontology annotation, molecular function: poly(A)-specific ribonuclease activity; nucleic acid binding. Gene Ontology annotation, cellular component: P-body; CCR4-NOT complex; CCR4-NOT core complex. The record is from RefSeq and is a predicted model, not a curated record. The transcript has 4 exons. NCBI's taxonomy places the organism in Eukaryota, Viridiplantae, Streptophyta, Magnoliopsida, Fabales, Fabaceae.